Messenger RNA from Somion occarium, 1536 nucleotides. NCBI's taxonomy places the organism in Eukaryota, Fungi, Basidiomycota, Agaricomycetes, Polyporales, Cerrenaceae. The record is from the annotation of a GenBank genome assembly.
AUACUGCAGUGGUCUUGGGGAUCUCUCUGCGAUCGUGCAUAAUACGAUCGGGCACUAACACCUUCCAUAAGAGUUGUUGCGUUGUCACGGCGUCACGCUGUGACAAACCAAUGUACAGGCGGGAAGUAGCGCCGGCCACCUUCAUUACAGCAUUGAGGUUCUCACCUGCCUACUGCUUAGGUCAAGCUUGCUCACUCUCCUUUUUUUCCUCAAAUUAUUGGAACAAUUUGAAGAACUCAAAAUGCCACCGAAGAAACAGGCGGGAGGCUCGAGCUCGAGUUCGAAGGCAAAGGAUGACAAGACAUUCGGGAUGAAAAAUAAAAAUAAAUCUGCGAAGGUCCAGAAACAAAUCGCCGCGAUCGAGAAGGGGCAACAGACCGCAGGCAAGUCUCGUGCUACCGUUGAGAAGGAGAAGGAAAAGGCUAUGCGAGAGAAAGCCAAACUAGAGGAAGAGAAGCGUCGAAAGGAGGAGGCAGCGCUCUUCAAACCUGCUCAAACACAGAAGGUUCCGCUCGGCGUUGAUCCCAAGACCGUGCUGUGCGCGUUCUACAAGGCUGGCCAUUGUGAGAAGGGGGCCAAGUGUAAAUUCAGUCAUGAUAUGAACGUUGGCCGAAAGGUGGAGAAGAAGAAUUUGUAUGAGGAUGGUCGAGAAGACAAGUUGGCAGAUACCAUGGAUAAGUGGGAUGAGGAGAAGCUUCGGAAUGUCGUUCUGUCCAAGACCGGCAACCCAAGAACAACGACCGAUAUUGUCUGCAAAUUCUUCAUCCAAGCAAUCGAGUCCGAGAAGUUCGGUUGGUUCUGGGAAUGUCCAAACGGCGAAUUAUGUCAAUACCGGCACGCAUUACCGCCUGGAUUCAUGCUCAAGUCACAACGGAAGGCUGCCGAAGAGGCUGAGAAGGCGAAUAUCAUUAGUUUGGAGGAGUUCCUGGAAGUAGAGCGACAUAAACUCGGAACACACCUGACUCCGGUCACACCGGACACAUUCGCCAAAUGGAAGCGAACGAGGAUGGACAAGAAGUUGGCAGAGGAGGAGCUGCAGAGGAAAACGAAGGAUGCUCAAGCAGCUGCUGGUAAGAACAGUGGUAUGAGUGGACGAGAUCUCGUAAGUUGGCUUCUCAUCUAUCUUCUCUCGAAAUGGAUUCUAACCAUGGUGUUUGUGCCUAGUUCACGUACAACCCAGAGUGGUUCCAAGACGAAGAGGAAGAAGAGGAAGAGUGGGACCUCGCACAGUACCGACAGCAAGAAGAGGAGGCUAUCGCUGCAGAAGAGAGGCGAAUCGCGGACCUGCAACUUGACGACAACUCACUAUCUGUCAAUGGUGGGAGCAGUAGUGGGGGCGACUGAACUUGCUAACACUUUUUACCAUGUACACUCAUGCUUCCAAGCACCAUCGAGUCUUGUAUCACCUCUUUCGUCGUAUCUCUACUAUGCACGCAUGUAUCAGUAUGAUUGAAAAUAAGAAUACAUAAGCAAUACUCUGAGCACGAAUACAAGAAAAUCUACUCCUCAUCACUACCAUAAACCGCAAGCCCAAGU